This is a messenger RNA of Alexandromys fortis (reed vole), 7370 nucleotides long. RefSeq names its product outer dynein arm docking complex subunit 2 (gene Odad2). The record is from RefSeq and is a predicted model, not a curated record. Gene Ontology annotation, molecular function: protein binding. The coding region runs from base 472 to 3588 and encodes 1038 amino acids. The transcript has 21 exons. NCBI's taxonomy places the organism in Eukaryota, Metazoa, Chordata, Mammalia, Rodentia, Cricetidae.
UCUGCCCCAUCCUACUGUGUCCCUCUUGGUCCUUGUGCCUCUUCAACCGUCUCACCCUCUACCCAGCCUCUCCAGUCUCUCGGCGGUCUUCUUUCUCUCUACCUCUCUUCCACCCUCUCGGUUCCUCUUCCUUCAUUCACUUUCCUCCUGUCCCUGAGCUGGCCUUCCACUCCUCCUUUCCCGCCUCUUCCCAGUCUCCCCUCUGCCUUCUGCUUGGCUUCCUGCUCUCACCUUGACCUUCACCGCCCACCGUUCCCCCAUAUCUUCACCAUAUUAGUACCCUCAGCACUUCAGCCUCAGAGUAUUGCUCUUGCUUUCUGGAUUGUCCCAGAGUCUAAGGCACUCUUAGGGCUCCAGUUAACGUGCUAAAGAGGCUGUCCAUCGGAGGGCUCCUCGUCGUUGAUUGGGAAAAAGAAUCUGCAUAGAUUUAAAUUUUUUGUUCUGUGGUUGGCUUGGAGUAUUAACAGACCCAUGGGUGUGGCGUUGACCAGAUCGGCACAGUGGACAGCUGCAGGGUAUGGGACUGGAACCCUGGAGAUCACCCCACUGAACGAGUCAAUAUUGAAUGAAAUUAAUAAAUUUGUGGAGUCUUUCAUUUAUAAAUAUCCCCAAGAGGCAAAAUUCAUUUUUGUAGAACCACUUGAGUGGAAAACAAAUUUGGAGCCCUCAACAUUUGAAUCAGGUUAUAUUAUCAGUGAAACGACUGCCAAAUCAGAAGAAGUUGAUAAAGACGGAGAGCCCCUGCUGUUUCUUUCUGUGCCUCACAUUCAAGUCAGGAGCUUUGGGCAGCUGGCACAGUUGUUAUCAGCUGCCAAAGACAACAAGCUGCAGGAGGCCCAGGCCUGUAUUGAAGCUAACAGAGACCCUAUCGUGAAAAUCUUGGGCUCAGAUUAUGGUGAAACGAAAGAAGAUUCCACUACCUUAACUAUUCUUGAUACGAUCAACAAAGACAAUGAAACGUAUACCAAAAGGAAAAUUGCCAUCCUGCUGAAGCAACUGGACCUGCAUCUGCUCAAUCAUUCCCUUAAGCACAUCUCACUAGAGAUCCGUUUGAAUCCAGCGACGUUUAAGAAAGACAUUGAGCUGCUCAAACGUUUUUCCGGAAAAGGGGAACAGACAGUGUUGGAGUCAAUUGAAUACACUUCAGAUUAUGAAUUUUCAAAUGGCUGUCGCGCCCCACCAUGGAGACAGAUUCAAGGGGAGAUUUGUUAUGUGCUGGUGAAACCGCAUGAUGUGGAUACUCUGUGCAUCACCUGCAGUGCAGAAGGAGUGUUUUUAAAUGGUGGCAAAACAGAAGAGGAGGGACAAAUUAAUUAUGAGAGACAAGGUGAAAUUUACAAAGACCUUGUUACAUGUUUAAAAGACAAAUCACCUGUAUUUUCAGAAAAUAUGUCUAAGCAGGAAAUUAGAUUCAAUGAGGAACAACAGAGGGAUCCUCAGGUUUAUGAGAAAUCCAAGACAGAAGAUGUCCAAUUAUCUGCAACUAGUUCAGAGAAGAAUAAAAUGGAGAAGAACCAGAUUAACUUUGGGAAAAGUCAUAUGACCAAGAGACUGGAGCCAAGCUUAAACUGGAGAGCAACUGUUGAUUACAAAGACCACAAAAGCUCCAUAAAGGAUAGCCAAGAGGAAAAACAAGGAAAAUUUGAAAAGUCAUCAGCAUCUGUUUCCUCUGGCCGUGCACAGUUACUCCGUAAGGGUGGUGAGAAGGUAGAGGAGACUGCCAGUGAGAGCUCCUCAGAGAGUGAGGAAGACGAGGAACCUCCGGACCACCGCCAAGAAGCCAAUGCUGACUUGCCAUCGGAAUACUGGCAGAUUCAGAAGCUGGUGAAAUAUUUAAAGGGGGGAAAUCAGACAGCAACAGUGAUUGCUUUGUGUUCCAUGAGGGAUUUCAACUUAGCUCAAGAGACCUGUCAGCUGGCAAUUAGAGAUGUUGGAGGACUUGAAGUCUUAAUAAAUCUACUUGAUACAGAUGAAGUCAAAUGCAAGAUUGGUUCAUUAAAAAUUCUGAAGGAAAUCAGUCAUAAUCCUCAAAUCAGACGUAAUAUUGUUGACCUUGGGGGCUUACCAAUUAUGGUUAAUAUACUGGAUUCUCCACACAAGAGUCUCAAAUGUUUGGCAGCUGAGACAAUUGCAAAUGUGGCCAAGUUCAAGAGAGCCCGACGGGCAGUAAGACAGCAUGGAGGCAUAACCAAGCUGGUUGCCCUGUUGGACUGUGGACAGAAUUCAACAGAACCGACUCAACCAAGCCUGUACGAAACCAGAGAUGUAGAAGUGGCUCGCUGUGGGGCCCUCGCACUCUGGAGCUGCAGUAAGAGUCACUCGAACAAAGAAGCCAUUCGUAAAGCUGGGGGCAUCCCCUUGUUGGCUCGACUACUGAAGACUUCUCAUGAAGACAUGCUCAUUCCAGUGGUGGGGACCUUGCAAGAAUGCGCAUCAGAGGAAAACUACCGAGCUGCCAUCAAAGCAGAGAGGAUCAUUGAAAACCUCGUGAAGAACCUGAAUAGUGAGAAUGAGCAGCUGCAGGAGCAUUGUGCCAUGGCCAUCUACCAGUGUGCUGAAGAUGAGGAAACCCGGGACCUUGUUAGGCUGCAUGGAGGACUUAAACCCUUGGCCAGUCUACUCAAUAACACAGAUAAUAAAGAACGAUUAGCCGCUGUCACUGGGGCAAUCUGGAAAUGCUCCAUCAGCAAAGAGAAUGUGAUUAAGUUUCGAGAAUACAAGGCCAUUGAGACACUGGUGGGACUUUUAACUGAUCAGCCUGAAGAAGUCCUCGUGAAUGUGGUUGGGGCCUUGGGAGAAUGUUGUCAAGAAUAUGAAAACCGGGUCAUCGUCCGGAGGUGUGGUGGCAUCCAACCUCUUGUGAACCUCCUGGUUGGAAUAAACCAAGCACUUCUUGUGAAUGUCACAAAAGCCGUGGGUGCAUGUGCAGCAGAACCAGAAAGUAUGGUGAUAAUUGAUCGCUUAGAUGGAGUUCGCCUGUUGUGGUCCCUGCUCAAAAAUCCACACCCAGAUGUGAAGGCCAGCGCAGCAUGGGCACUCUGUCCCUGCAUCGAAAAUGCAAAGGACGCUGGAGAAAUGGUCCGUUCCUUUGUUGGUGGUUUGGAACUUGUGGUCAAUCUAUUGAAGUCAGAUAAUAAGGAGGUCCUGGCAAGUGUCUGUGCUGCUAUCACCAACAUAGCAAAAGACCAGGAAAACUUGGCUGUCAUUACAGACCAUGGAGUUGUCCCUCUGUUGUCCAAACUUGCCAACACAAAUAACGACAAGCUGAGGCGCCACCUGGCAGAAGCUAUCUCACGCUGCUGUAUGUGGGGAAGAAACAGAGUGGCCUUCGGGGAGCACAAAGCCGUGGCUCCAUUGGUGCGUUACCUAAAAUCGAAUGACACCAACGUGCAUCGGGCUACAGCUCAGGCCUUGUACCAGCUCUCAGAAGAUGCUGAUAACUGCAUCACCAUGCAUGAAAAUGGCGCUGUGAAGCUUCUAUUGGAUAUGGUCGGGUCCCCAGACCAGGAUCUCCAGGAAGCUGCUGCCGGCUGUAUAUCUAAUAUCCGCAGAUUGGCUCUGGCUACAGAAAAGGCGAGAUAUACUUGAAAUGUGAAUCCACACAAACUACCAAAUAACAAGGUCAUACCACUCCCUCUGUCAGGAAGACAGAGUCAAGAAGCAUUUAUUAACCAGUCCUUCAAACAGUCUAAACAAAAACCACAUAGACUAAGACAGAAAUAUUUUUCCUUUAAAAUCACAAGAAUCUUUUUCUUCUAUUUUAUGAAAAGUAAAUAUGUAAUGAAAUAUAAAACCAAUAAAUUUGUGAUAAUUUUCCAAGAAUUUGAGGAUAAAUGUAUACAUUAUUUAUAUAGUUCAACUCCACUUUUGCAUCGGCAAUGAUUUUAAUAAAAACUAUAGCUUUUCUCCAGUGUGCGGUUCCAGACGCACCCGUGAAUGCCUUCAGAAUGCCUCUUCUGCUAAAUCGAUCUGGCUGUCCUGUGCUGACGGCUCGGUCUGCUUGAUCGCUUGCAAACCACAGGAGAGUUCUGAGGAGAUGUGCUGAUUUCACAAAUGAUUAUUAAAUAGAAUUCAGCCUAAGCAGCUGCUCUUAGCAAGAGCAUUCUGAGGUCAUCCCAAACUUCUCCUGUACCAUCAAAGACCCAAGACAAUAAUGUACAACUGUCACCACAUGGCGACGUGCAAACCACAAGGACAAGGGGUCCUUUCACUUUGGGACACACCGAGUGUAAAUGACGAUAUGUUUCAUCUUCUUCAGAGAGAAUCACCAACGGUUUUAUUGAAAUUAAUUUAUGCUGAUGUAAAGACAAUAUUACUGCACAUCCAAUCACUCUGAAUUUCUGAACGGAUUUCUAGCACAUGAAGUACUUUUUAAAAAGUGGUUACAAAGGAUUAGUCGCCCUCUAUCAGGCUAAGAAACAUUAGAACACACUUUUAAAAAUCACUAUGUAACUUCUGUGUUCUGAAAUGUUUGGGAACUAACUGUCCCAACCAUCUAACGUUCACCAGAAAAACAGCUUCGUUUGUGUCAUCUCGGAGAGCCAAGGAUCUCCCUCAGAGAAUGCUUUAGCGAGCGGGCAAGGUCAUUUUAUUGAAGAAAUACUAGACACCGUAUAUGUCAUCCUUUGGAGAAAAGCAUAAACUUAACUGAAUUCAAUGUAAAUAAUUUGUACAAAAUGAAAAAGCCUGUGCGAGAUGAGCAAUGGCAGAGGUUCUGGUAAAAAGGCCAGUGCUUCUGGGAUUUCUAAAGUCUCAUAAAACACCCAUUUUCUUUUCUGCUUUUGAAGGAGAAUAUAAAUGAGAAUACUGCAAAGAAGGAAGCAGCAUUAAUUCUAAGGAUUAACUUUAAAGAGUAAAGCGUGCCUGUCAAGUUCCAGUUAGAUAUUUCUAAAGGUUUCACAGUAACCACUUCUGUUUGACAGCUUUAACAAUCACCUCUGGGCAGUGGGCUGUGAUAACUACAGGAAAUGAAUGAUCGUUAGGUUGUUACUGCAGUGACCUCAGAAGUUCACCAUCAGCUUCGGAUCUUAAAAUAUUCUUGUGUCUCUGGAAUCGAAGGGAAGCAAGAUAAAAAAAAAUGAUGAAGGGAGGGGACGUGUGAAUACUGACAGGAGGAUUGCGUUUUAUGGUGCUCAUAGCUUUUGUUUUUAUGGUUAACAAAUGCAUAAAUUAAAAGCAAUACAGCCAUUUUAAAGACGCCACACACUUAGAAAUGGAUAAAAGCAGAAUUCAGAUUUUCUUAGGUGUUUUCUAAGUAAACAAAUCACCAGCAGUGUAGUGCCUUUCAGAAUAUGAUGUUGAUCUCAAAGGCCAAUGUUGGGCUUACUUUGUGAAAUGGAGUUAUAGAAAAUGCUGGUCUUACUAGAAAAAUGUCAAAGCCUGCAAAGCACCGUCAGUUUUCAGAUGAGUGGAUGAGGCUGAUCAGCCCCUCCCCUGGUCAGCAAGUAUAUGCAGUGAAAAUACUUAUAGAUUUGAUUUUUCCUUCUAUGUAUGAGGGUUUUGUGAUAUUUAUUUUGUGCUAGUGAAGACUUUAAUUCUCUGUGUUUUUUAUGAUGAGUUUCUUUUUUAGGCUUUAUUUUAACAGUAUGUAUAGAGAACACAAUACGCCCUCUGGCCUCUUCAGUUUGGAAGGGGUUUAAGGUGGAAGAAAUUUUAAUUGGAUUUCCUUUGGGAAACCGUAGCCAUGAUCUUCCACCUUUCCCAGUCAUAAUUUACUGUUAUCGGAAUGACUUGUGCUAAAAAUAAUUUGUUUCUUUUUAAACAUUUUCUGUGUUCUAAAAAUGAAUUGACAGUUCUCUUAGGGCACGGCAUCUUGAGUUCUCCUUCCUCGUAGACUGGUGUUACUGAUGUAUAUCUAAAGCAUUCAUACAGAACUGAGAGAUUAUGAUUUAAAAAUACAUGGACAAUGCAUUUCCACUUAAGAAGGAUCUUGGUUGUUUAAAGGAGCAAAGAAGUCCUUUUUCCCCUUUACUUGAUGUAUUAGGUCAAUAAGAUAAAAUUUCCCAGUCCAAAUAGUUUAAACUGCUUACUCUAAUUUCAUUCCAUGAAAAUUUGGGAUUGGAAUAACCUAUGCUCAUUACUGCAAUUCAUAUUAAGAAAAUCAUGUGUUAAACACUUCACUACUUCAAAUUCAACAAACAUUCUCAAACUAAUGGUCCAAGUGUACUGAAGAGUAAAAACAGCAGUCUCUUUCUAAAUGAGAAUAAGAACUAGAAAGUGUUGGUUCUGCUCUGGUGCUACUAUAUUCAGGUACAGUAUUAGAUAUUUAACCUAUAUUGCAUAAUUUAUUUCUUUCAUGGUGGGGUAUGUACCGUGAUGGAGAUAUGGAGGUUGGAGGCACCUGUGAAGCGUCUUGGGAAAUGUACUUUAGCCAUCAGGUCAAGCAGCAUGCACCUUUACCUCUUGAGCCAGUAUUUCAGUAUUGGGUUCUUUUAAUCUUGAUUAACAUGCAGGAGAACCAAUAAAAUAGAUUCCUUAUAUCUCAGUGGAAGUGUCUAUCAAAACAAGAACACCCAGUAAGGCAUUCCAAGACUUUAAAAUUCUCUGUGUUUUGCUCUGCCACAUGGUGCCACCAUCAUGUUCUGCCUUCUUAGAGGCCUAAAGCACGGGGACCGAUUGAUAAUGGCCUACAACUAACAAGGUAAACCUUUCCUCUUUAAAAUUUAAUUUUUUCUAGAUACUUGUUGUAGUGCUGGAAUGUUGACUAGCAAGCUAGGUAUACAAUAAAAAGGUAGUUAUAUGAUAACAAGCUAGGUACAUGGUAACAGAAAUGCUGAGAAGCUUUGGUUCCUUCUUGUGCAGUCCAACCACACACUGAAAGUGUGUCUAUGAGUAAUAAUCCCAUAGGAAGUUUUUCAAAAUAUAUUAUUAAAUUUCAAAGCAGGAUCUGAAGCAGUAUAUAUACUGUGAGGAGUUUUGUUUGUUUGAUUGAUUGAUUUUAAGUCAUGAGCCUAAGAUAAUGCUCAGUGGGUAAAGGUGCUUGCUACGAAGCCUGAUGACCCCAGUUUACUACUAGGGACCCACAUGGUGGAAGAAGAAAACUGAGUCUCAUAAGUUGUCCUUUGACCUCCACAUAUUCAUUGUGGCAGGAUUCUCCCCACUUUCCCCACACACAAUCAUGCACAAUGAACAAAAAGGUUCUAUUCUGUUUUUACAAGAUUUUAGAAAUGACGGAGGGCUGACUGGGCUAGGAGGGAGAUUCACAUACAUAUACAAAACUGCCAGAUAACAAAAUUAAUAAACAUUAUAUAAGUGUAUCUAUUUAGUCACAAAGAGAAAAGACCUUGAAAUUUAUACAGCAAAUUAUAAACCAGUGAGCAUCCUACAUGGUAGACAGAACUGAUUUGUUUCCUGUUUAGUGUGUGUGUGUG